Molecule: messenger RNA, 692 nt
Organism: Vigna radiata var. radiata (mung bean)
Lineage: Eukaryota; Viridiplantae; Streptophyta; Magnoliopsida; Fabales; Fabaceae
Product: protein GLUTAMINE DUMPER 5-like
Exons: 1
Coding region: 96-545 (149 amino acids)
Biological process (GO): regulation of amino acid export
Source: RefSeq, a predicted model, not a curated record
AAUACCAUGCUCCCCAUGUCUCUUUUACAAGCUCUCAGAAAUCCUUCUCUUCUUCUUUUCCUUUUAUUUCCCCUCCACCAACUACCAAAAGCAAAAUGAGAAGUUUUCCCAUUCCCACCACAUUAGCACCAACAACUUCAACAGUAGAAACAACAAGAAUAACAUCAAGCUCAACUUCAUCACCUCUUGCCUCUCCAUGGCACUCUCCUGUUCCUUACCUCUUUGGAGGCUUAGCCAUCAUCAUGGCUCUCAUAUCCAUGGCACUGUUCAUUCUUGCUUGCUCCUAUUGGAGACUCACAAGGACUACCCAGCAAACUGAUUUGGAGAGCAAAGAAGGUGAUGAUGACCCUCGAGAAAAGGAACAGCCUUUGGUCUAUGAGGAGAAGAUCUUGGUCAUCAUGGCUGGAGAUCACAAACCAACCUUCUUGGCCACCCCAUCUUCAAAUACCAAUUUCCACAAACACCUCCAAAAUUUUGAAAUUUCAGACAACAAACGUGUUGUUCUUGAUGAUGAUGAACGUAAUCAACAACAACAUAGUCAGUGAAAAAUAUGAGUUUAGAUCCUGUCUGUGCUCUCCACCACGAUUUUGUCUGCUUAUUCUCUCUUGAUGAGUGAAUGGGGUUUAAGGUUCUGUGCAAGUCCUGUAGCUUAAAGACUGAACACUGAUGAAAUGUCGUUCCAUUUUUGUUUA